This is a messenger RNA of Verticillium dahliae VdLs.17, 540 nucleotides long. RefSeq lists its product as uncharacterized. The transcript has 2 exons. The record is from RefSeq and is a predicted model, not a curated record. Bases 1 to 540 code for a protein of 179 amino acids. Lineage: Eukaryota; Fungi; Ascomycota; Sordariomycetes; Glomerellales; Plectosphaerellaceae.
AUGGCACCUUCUCACGGACAAAAGGUCGACCUCGGCAAGGACGCUCCCGUCACCCAAGAGUCCACAGGCCCCGUCCCCUCGGGCUCCCUCGCCAACGAGUCGGCCAAGAAGGGCGGCGACUUUGCCGAGAACAGCGGCGUCCAGGCAGGCUCCACCGCCGGGUCUACAUCGUCCGGCACAGACUCCAACAACAGCACGUCUUCCGCCACCAAGGCCUCGUCCGGCGGCGGCGGCAACGGAGACACAAAGUCCUCCGGCGCCCAGGGCGGCACGGCGCCGUCGUACGUCGAGAAUCAGUACAUCCGCGACGGCAGCGGCCCGCACGGCAAGAACCUGCAGGAGGGCAUCGACUACAAGAACACCAAGGACGGCCUGAAGGCGGCGCUCGAGGCGGAGGCGGGCUCGGAGGAUGACCCUGCGCGGGCGGCGGAGCAGCAGUUUUUGCAGUCGCAGACGAGGGCGGGGCGCGAUGCUGGGCCCAAGGAGUUUGAGGUGGGUAGCAAGACUACGUUUGACAGUUUGGAGGAGAAGCAGGCUUGA